GCUAGUAAUACACGUAAAUUUAUAUCAGUUUCUGAUACACCUAGGACCGAGAUCUCGGUCCCAAUCACUAAGGUAUAUAUAUUUACACUAUUUACAAUACACUACAGAAGGUCAGGUUUAUUAUUACGAAGAUUGAGAUCGAAUACUCUCCGUCCAUACAAUUCUCCGCAAUGCAAAUUCUAUGCUUCGGAACCAUCAACUUUCCGUCUCCAAACUCCUGUCUCCUACUCUUGGAAUUUCUCAGUUCACUCCUUCUUCUCUGCUACUUUACUCCUACGUCCGCGACUCCACCAAUCUUCCGAUUCCUAUCACAUAAUAUCUAGACUUGCACCACUCCAAACCUUUACUCUAACCGCUAGCAGAUCAGAGAUCUGAAGACGAAUCUGUACUGAACAAUGGCAAUUUAGAAUAAGGUAAGUUCCCCGCCUCGGCAGCCAAUCGAAUGCGACAGACACACUCUGCAUGGUAUUAUAUUAUAACCGGACGUCGGGUGAUGCGCCUUAACGUAUGGGUUGGUACCGGCUAUAUCAGCUCACCAGUCUGACAGCGCUAGGCAGCGGCCUUUCCCCAACCCAACCCAACCACUUUACAUACUCCGGAGUAAGCACCUGUGGACAUUGGACAACCAAGACCGGUGAACCUCCCCCCCCUCCAUCCCCUUCUCCGCAUCUCGCGUCUUGCAUCUUGUCAACUAACCUACGCCGUACCGGCCACUUGGCAUUCCCUACCUACUUUGAGACAAAGGGGGGGAAGAGAGGGGAAGAGAGCGGGGGACCUCUGAAAAUAAGCUCAGAUGUCGUAUGUGGAAUAUUUACCACAUGUACCAAGUAUGAUGAACACGAAUCGAUGACGGAGAAACACCGUACAUUACCCAAAGGAGAUACCCGAGCUGUGCUUGAUCUUUGUUGUUCGAAAUCCCUAGAUAUUGUAGGAAUCGCCUCAAACAGCCUGAAUGUAAUUUGAACACAAUGAACCACCAAAUGGGACUGGGGCCAAGCCACCUGCCUAGCUAGUAUAGAAGACUGCUGAGAGCCACCUCGUUCGUAGGAUCACCCAGGCACUGUUAUUCUCUUCGUUCCGUUACUCUUCUCCGUCGAAUUGGCCAUCAGGACGAGACGAGUUUAGAGGAAGAAACAGCAAAUCCACCUCACCUCUACCUGCUGGGCAAGCCUACGCUUUGCCUACGCUUGAACAUGGCACCAGUCACUGCUGUUGCAGACCUCGCUCCUCAUCUGAGGGGCGUGUCAGAUCCUAUCGUCACUCAGAUAGCCGCUGAAGACAAGGUCAAAUGGUUCAAGAAGCCCAAGUUGCGGAUGAUGUACCUAACCCUGUUUGUAUGCUGUAUGGGCAUCGAGAUGACCUCGGGCUUCGACUCGCAGCUCAUGAACACAUUACAGUACUCCGACACCUGGUAUCUCUACUUCGGUGAUACCAUCAACCCCAAAACCGGUAAAAAGGCUCUAACCCCUGGAAUGUUGGGAUUCAUGAAUUCGUGCUACCAGAUUGGUUCUAUCAUUGGGAUCCCCAUUGCUCCUUAUAUCAACAAUCGAUGGGGGAGACGCUGGCCUAUAAUGGGUGGUUCUUUGUGUAUGGUUGUGGGUGCAUUGCUCCAAGGCUUCGCGCAGAAUAUCGGGAUGUAUAUCUUUGCACGAAUGGUACUUGGUUUUGGUAUUAUUUUCUGCAUCAUUUCCGGUUCUUCCUUGAUUGGAGAGCUCGGUCAUCCUAAGGAUCGUGCAACCUUAACAUCUCUCUUCAACUCUUCCUAUUUUCUCGGAGCGAUCGUUGCAUCGGUCAUUACUAUCAAAACUGUCGACAUUCCCGGUAACUGGAGUUGGCGCGUUCCUUCUCUCUUGCAGAUGUGCCCCUCACUUCUACAGAUAUCGACAGUUUUCUUGCUUCCAGAGAGCCCGAGAUGGCUUGUAAGCAAAGAUAGACACGAAGAAGCGCGUGCUAUCUUGAUUAAAUACCAUGCCGAAGGUGACGAAGACUCGGUCCUUGUAAAAGCAGAGAUGGCUCAGAUCGGCUCAACUAUCAAGAUCGAGAUGGACAACUCGAAACAGUCCUGGAUGAAUAUGGUCUCGACUCCAGGUAUGCGCCGUCGUACAUACGUUGCCAUAUUCCUUGGACUAUGUACUCAGACAUCCGGUAAUUCACUGUUGUCCUAUUACACCAAUAUCUUGUACCCCCUCAUGGGUUACACUACCGGAUUUGCCAAAACAAGAAUCAACGUUGCCAACCAAGUAUGGGGUUUCGUCACUGCCACGGUUUUUGCAUCGUUCAUCGUGGCGAGGUUCAAGCGUCGAGUAAUGUUUCUCACGGCCAUUACAGGCAUGUUGCUGGUUUUUAUAGCAAUGACGGUGUCUUUCUAUGUCCUUAACGAUGCGAAGCUCCACCACGUCAAAAACCAUGGCGCUCAAAUCUCAGCUUUGUUCUGGUAUUUCUCCUAUAACGUUCCUUAUAACCUCGGCGACAAUGCUUUGGUCUACAGUAAGUCUCCAAUUCUCUUUAUGACCCAGCUUCAGAGUGGCCGAUCAGUCAGCCGGCUUUUAAGCUAAUCAGUCAGCUGGGAAAAAAACGUCAGCUAGUUAGCUCGAAUAUAUUUGUAAGCUAGUUAGCUAGAAUAUAGCUAGCUUAUAAGCUAGCUUAUAAGCUGG
Cadophora gregata is the source of this 2654-nucleotide messenger RNA. RefSeq lists its product as uncharacterized. Gene Ontology annotation, cellular component: membrane. Gene Ontology annotation, molecular function: carbohydrate:proton symporter activity. The transcript is spliced from 6 exons. Gene Ontology annotation, biological process: transmembrane transport; carbohydrate transport. NCBI's taxonomy places the organism in Eukaryota, Fungi, Ascomycota, Leotiomycetes, Helotiales, Ploettnerulaceae. The record is from RefSeq and is a predicted model, not a curated record. The coding region runs from base 1194 to 2555 and encodes 453 amino acids.